UAAUUUUGCGCCAAGAUUUCGAGCACCCAAAUUUUAGAGCUUCGAACGGCAGCAGCAGGUCGCACCUCACCGGUGUCUCACCCUAAUUCCUUCCCUCCCGAAUCUCGCCGGUCGACUAAUAGUUGGACGAUAGUUGAGCGAUAGUGGGAGGCUUACAAUGGCGCGAAGCAAACUCAAGUCCGCGUUGGAGCGACACAAAGGUCGGGAUGUCAAGCUAGAGAAGCAGAGGAAGAAGGGGAGGGAGGCUCGGAAGAAGAAGGGGGAGAAUAGGCCUGUGAGAGGGGAGAUUGAGGAUGCUGAGGAUGAGGAGGAAGUAGGGGGGGUGUCAUUGCUUGGGAGGGAGGUGAAGGUUAAUGGAAAGGCGAAGAAAAAUGGUAUACCGAAGCUCCCGGAGAGAGACGAGUGGGAGACUGAUGAGAGUGAAAAUGAGGAUGAGAGUGGGGAGGACAACGACGAUGACAUACCGGAGCGUCCAUCGCUCGAUAUCUCAACCCUACUCGAAGACAGCGACAGCGAAGGCAGCUCCUCAGACGACGCCCCGGAAUCCGACCAAGAUCAGGACAGCUCCCCCUCCUCAUCCAAUGAAGAAGAAGAAGAUAUCCCCCUUUCCGACAUCGAAUCCCUAGCUUCCGAAGACAAAGGCGACGUUAUCCCACACCAACGCCUCACCAUCAACAACACCUCCGCUCUCCUCGCCGCCCUAAAUCGUAUAUCUCUACCCUACUCCAAACUGCCCUUCUCAGAGCACCAGUCCAUAACCACCGACGAACCCGUCGAAAUCCCUGACGUUGAAGACGACCUCAACCGCGAGCUCGCGUUCUAUAGACAAUCUCUAUCCGCUGUCAAAGAUGCACAGGCAAAGCUGAAGAAAGAAGGCGUACCGUUCUCACGGCCAGCUGACUAUUUUGCUGAAAUGGUAAAGAGCGAUGAACACAUGGGCAAGAUUAAACAAAAGCUGGUUGAUGAGGCGGCGGGGAAGAAGGCUGCGGCUGAAGCGCGCCGACAGCGUGAUCUCAAAAAAUUUGGGAAACAGGUGCAGGUUGCGAGAAUGCAGGAACGGGCAAAGGAGAAGCGGGAUACGUUGGAGAAGAUUAAUUUACUGAAACGAAAACGCCAAGGCGUCGACCUGACAACAACCCGCGAAGAAGACCUCUUCGACAUCGAACUUGACAGCGCCACCAAACCUACCAAAUCCCCAAGAAUCUCGAAAUCCGAUCCCUUAACCCCUCGUCAUGGGAGCGGCGACAGUAAUUCAAACCCUAAACGCCAGAAAAAAGACGCGAAGUAUGGUUUCGGCGGUAAGAAGCGCCAUGCGAAGAGUAAUGAUGCGUUUUCGAGCGCGGAUACGAAGGGCUUUUCGCAUAGGAAGAUGAAGGGGAAGCAUGGGGGUGGUGGAGGAGUGAGUAAGAGGUUGGGAAAGAGUCGGAGGGUGAAGAGGGUGUGAGGGAGGCGGUAAUUUGGGAUGGCGCGGUAAGGCAUUCUUGUUGCGAAUAGCCAGGCUGAUGUAGGGAAAUUUUUAGUGUGCGUGUUUCGGGUGAGGCUGCUGUCCAUGGG
Messenger RNA from Lindgomyces ingoldianus, 1554 nucleotides. Its product is annotated as Ebp2-domain-containing protein. Gene Ontology annotation, biological process: ribosomal large subunit biogenesis; rRNA processing. The coding region runs from base 158 to 1444 and encodes 428 amino acids. Gene Ontology annotation, cellular component: nuclear periphery; nucleolus; preribosome, large subunit precursor. The transcript is spliced from 2 exons. NCBI's taxonomy places the organism in Eukaryota, Fungi, Ascomycota, Dothideomycetes, Pleosporales, Lindgomycetaceae. The record is from RefSeq and is a predicted model, not a curated record.